CCUCUUCGCCCUCUCCCACUGGGACCACACAGGCCUGCCCGCCUCCCUCGUCAGCUCAGCGCACACCCGCAUGCAACCCGCGCUCGCGCUCGCGACGCAGUGGCUCACGCACGCCAGCCUGCGCGGGUGGUGGAUCCACGCACUAUACGGGCGGUACAGCAUCGAUUCCAGCACGGGACGGCGCACGCUCGCCCCCGACGAGUCUCGGGAAGCGGAUCUCGACACCGCGGCGAGGGAUCUCGAGGAUGCGUUUGCAAGGCUGGCGGGGGUGGUGCGGUUUUACUGGGCGCCGGUGGAGAGCGGCGAUGCGGUGACGAGCGUUAAUAAGUGGUGGGCGCUUGGGCGGAUGGCUGGUAGUAACGACGACGACGACGAAGGCGGUGGAGGUGAUGGCGAGGCGUGGAUAGCGGCUGCAGAGCGCGCACCCGUCGCGCCGGUAAUCGGUGUCCCGACGCUGUUCUUGUACCACCUGCUCUCGCCGCGCGGAGCGUGCUUAGCGGGCGGCGCAUGCAGCGAGCUGCGGCUGCAAUUCCACAUCGCGAAGAUUCUCGUGCACGAGGUAGCGCACGCUUUCUUCCUCAUGCUGCACGGAGACGUGCCAGAGCCGUACUUUUCCCCGGGCGACUACAUGCCCGAGGCGGGCUACUCGUGGCAGGAAUACGUCUUCGGCGGAGACGUGUCAUGUUUCCCGCUGAAGCGGAGCUGCGUCGGCGCGCUGCUCGCCGCCGAGUGCGUCGAGAUGCAUGCGUUCCCCGGCAUCGGGGUGCCGGUGGACAUGGGCUGGGUGGAGCGCUGGUUUCUGGCGGCGACGUGGGAGAGUGUCAGGAGCAGUGAUAUCGAGGAGCUUCGACCCCUUUUCGCGGGAAUGCUGGGGAGGAAGUAUGCCGGGCUGAUAUAUGCGGAUCGGUAUAUUGGCGAGAAUAGGCAGUGGGCGCGCGUGCUGUAUCGCGGCGGCGAGCCGGUUGCGGUGCGCGGGCUGGUGCUACCUGGAGCACCGUUGCCGCUGAGGGAGGGGGGCAUGAAGGUGAGGAAGUGGCUGAAGAGGAUACCGCCAGGGGACACGGUGGCACAGUGGUGGAAGAGGGUUUCGGAUGCGGAUGUUGGGAGGGCUGUGGCGGAUGGGUUUGCGGCAGAGAAUUUUGUGAGGGGGAGGAGUAGAUUGUAUCGCGGGUUGUGUUAUGAUGGCGAGGGAGAGAUGGGGGCUGUAAAGGUGAUUCGGCGUGUCCAUGUAGGAGGGAUAACUGGGGGGGCGGAAGGAUGAAGGGUAGGGAAGACUGGCCUGCCUAUAACAAGACUGGACGUUCGUGGCUGACACGAUUGUUCUGAGGAGUGCGCCCGUGAAGCCUCAGGUUCGGCAGUCGGUGCCCAACGAGAGUUUGUGCCCGUCCCAAGUCGCUCCCAAGGUUGAGAUCGUUCUCAAAGCUGGAAUCGUUCCCAAGGUUGAAAUCCCACGCCCAACAAACGGAUUUUCCUCUUCUCUCCCCUUUCUUUCCAUUCUUCUCUCUCUCCUCGGCUCGUAACCCGGGUAUAAACUUCUCCAUCUCCCACCACGCUGCUCUGCUCCAUCUUCAUCGCCCCUUCUCUGCUCCUG
This is a messenger RNA of Trematosphaeria pertusa, 1591 nucleotides long. RefSeq lists its product as uncharacterized. The record is from RefSeq and is a predicted model, not a curated record. Bases 71 to 1261 code for a protein of 396 amino acids. The transcript has a single exon. Lineage: Eukaryota; Fungi; Ascomycota; Dothideomycetes; Pleosporales; Trematosphaeriaceae.